GUUGUGGACGGGCGCAGGCGCCCUGCUGUAAGAAAGGUAUCGCCCUUCCGUUAGCAUUGAGAGCUAACUGGCAGGUCUGGUUGGGGAAGAGGCUGUGCAGGAAGGAGACCUGCGCAGCCAGACAGAUAUUGGUGACUUCAGAUAUCCCCAGUUAAUCCUUGAGCUAACAAUUAUCCCUCCAUGCUGACCAGGAAAGGGAGAUAACGUUAAUAGCUUGGCACUGCCUCCAUCUAAAUUAGCAACCGACCAAGCCAGUUAAGGGGAGACCGCGUUUUGCUUUGAGGGGCUUCUUCUUUUUCUGGCAGUUUUCUGUUUAGGACAUAAAAAGUACCAACUGCAGCCUCACCUUACGAUCUUUCUAAGUAUGAGGUUGCCGAGUAGCAAACAUUUUCCGACUGAAGGAGAUGGAAAGAAAAUGGACCAACCUCCUCCGUUCAGAAACCCUUUUGUGCACGUCUUGAAAUUCACUCCACUGGAAAAGGCAAAGAUUGGAUUAAUGACGGUGACGCUAUUCCCUAUUCGUCUGCUCAUAGCAGCAUUUAUGAUGCUACUGGCUUGGCCUUUUGCCUUCCUUGCUUCAGUGGGGCGCUCUGAGACCACUGUUGAACCCCAGUGCCUCUGGAGAAGACUGGUGGACAUCAUCCUAAGAGUGAUCAUGCGGCUCAUGUGGUUUGCGGGAGGCUUUCACUGGAUAACUGUGAAAGGACAAAGAGCUCUGCCUACAGAAGCACCCAUCAUCACCCUGGCACCCCACUCCUCUUACUUUGAUGCCAUCCCCGUCACAAUGACAAUGUCCUCGAUAGUCAUGAAGGCUGAGAGCAAGGAUAUACCCGUUUGGGGAACUUUGAUAAAAUACAUUCGGCCGGUGUUCGUAUCCCGAUCAGACCAGAACUCAAGAAAGAAGACAGUGGAGGAGAUCAAGCGGAGAGCUCAUUAUGGGGGAGAUUGGCCUCAAGUCAUGAUUUUUCCAGAGGGGACCUGCACCAAUAGAUCCUGUCUAAUUACCUUUAAGCCAGGAGCUUUUAUCCCUGGUGUUCCAGUACAGCCUGUUGUGAUUCGCUACCCCAAUAAACUGGACACAAUCACAUGGACGUGGCAAGGACCAGGAGCUUUUAAGAUCUUGUGGCUGACUCUCUGCCAGUUGCACAAUGAAUUUGUGAUAGAGUUCCUUCCCAUUUACACCCCUUCGGAGGAGGAGAAAAGGAAUCCUGCUCUCUUUGCUGUCAAUGUGAGACGAGUCAUGGCCAAAGCCCUUGGGGUACCUAUCACAGAUUAUUCAUUUGAAGACUGCCAGCUGGCGAUGGCAGAGGGCCAGCUGAGGCUGCCGGUCGACACCUGUCUGUUGGAGUUUGCCAAGCUUGUCAGGAGACUGGGGCUGAAACCCCAGAACACCGAGAAGGUUUUGCAGGAAUACGGGAACAGAGCCAGAAAGCUGGAAGGGCAGAAACUUGCCUUGGAAGACUUUGCUCACUUCCUCGAUGUCCCAGUUUCAGAUAUGCUGCGCGACAUGUUUGCUCUUUUCGAUGAGCAUGAUGAUAACAGCAUGGAUAUCAGAGAGUAUGUGAUAGCCUUAUCCGUCGUAUGCAGACCUUCCAAAACUCUGGAAACAAUGAAAUUGGCUUUCAAGAUGUUUGAGGCAGAGGAAGACAGUGCCAUCACAGAGAGCGAGCUGGCGGUUGUGCUGAAGACUGCUUUAGGAGUGACUCACCUCAACGUGUCCCGUCUGUUUACGGCUAUCGACGUCGAUGACACGGGCAAGAUUACAUUUGAUAAGUUCCGAGGUUUUGUGGAGGAGAACCCAGACUUUGCUGAUGACUAUCUUCACACUGGAAGUGUAGGUCCUCGGAGUGGACCUUGUCAGGAACACCACACCCAGACCAACCCAUCGACUAUAAACCUGCAAGGCACUGCCAACAGCAAAACAGCCAAUGGUAUCUGUCCCGACUUCAGCCCUAAAGACCAUGACAGCUUAGUAGAUGCACUCAUAAAGAAACACAACUGAUAGAGUAGAGGGAGCAGGGCCUCUCCUGGUGAGAUGGAAUUCUGUAAGGGGCAAUAUUGGUUACCUUGUCGUACCUUUUUCACACAGUAAGGGACAACAUUUCAUUAAACACAAACAUAAAAUGAAGUUUACCCUUUCUUAUUGGUGUUGUAUCCAUGAGGUUCUUUUCAUUUCAGUCUGUAAACGACCUUUUUUUCCCCCCCAAAGGAAGAAUUGUCGUAAUGCCAAAUACUGGCUUUUUUUGGGAUACAGUGCUCAAAUACUUGAAGGGCAAGCACUUAUUAGGAUUCUUGGGGUCAAUUUUAAUUUAUUUUUACUUGUUCUCCCCUGCCGCUGCAUGUUUUUAACACAAAUUUACCGAGACGCAAACAAUCUCUGGAUUGUAUAGAGAACACAACUUUUUGUGAAAUCUAUUUUUUUGUUUUGUUCUUGUAAUGUUUUAUCCAUUUCCUCUCUUUAAUGGUAGCUGCCUUUUGAACUUUUAAAUGAAAAUACAGAAUAAAUGGGCUCAUGUUAUUUCUGUGAAGGAGGAAGGCCCGGGGGAACCGGUGAGGAAUGGCUGGAAGCUCCAAGCUUCAGCAGCCGUAUUUGAGGUUAUCUCGGGUCUCUGAACUUCGACAAUUAUAACUGCUAUGAGUGUGUGUGUGUGCGCGGGCGCGUGAAUGUGUGUGUGUAAACACAGUGAUAUGAUUUAGCUCAGGGUUCAGUGACAAAAAUGGAAAAAUUAACAAUGAUGUCAUGGUUUUUGACAAUUUUUAGGUUACAUACAUGUAAACUGUUUUUCGCAACUGAUCUCUUGUGCUUGUCGCUUCAUAGUUUCAUACAGUUUUGGUUAUUUCAAUGUUUUGCUUCAUUUGAUAAUACACAACUUGGACCAAAAUGCAUUGGGUGAAAAAAUUAAGCACCUUUUUUUUUGUGUGUGUGUGUUUUUGUUUGCCUUUCAUGUAGGCAUGGGCCGGUAUAGGAUUCUCAAAAUAUACCAAAGCGACCACCCUUUCACUGUAUCACCAUAUUGAAAAAAAACAAAAAACUCAUCAAAUAGUUUUUUUGUUUUGUUCUGAAAGCAUUUUGAGGAGCGGCAGCACUAUAUUAUUCUUUCUGCCCCACAAAGCUGGAGGAAACUAAGGCUAACUAAACAAGUUUGAAUGCUAAGAGAUUUUUUUUCCUUCUCAUUCCAAAGCCAUAAUAUUUUAAGCAUUGGUAUAUGUUGAUACUAGUAACCGGCACAUGCCUACCCAGUCUUGCAACUGGUUAAAAGGGAUCAAAUUAUGGCAUCCAACCAGUGAAAGCAAACAAUCACCAACAUUUUUGGUACUUUCUUCUCAGUGUUGCAUUGUUGAAAGAAAAUUAUUAUUGAUACAGUCACAAUUUUCUGAGUUCUUAUACAUUUUUUUUUAAUUUCCAGUCAAUUUUGAAAUAUUUAACCUUUCAGAAUAUCCACCAUGUUUCUGAUCUUCACAAAAGGAAAUAUUUUCAGAUAUUUCAAAUAUUCCCGAGAACUUGUACCUGUGACCAGAAUAAAGAAGAGCCCACCUCUGUUAGCAUUUAAACCUCAUUCUGAAAAUGUAUUUGUAGGUUGAGCAGCAAACUGUCGUGCUAAAAUGCGUCAGUGAGCAGAGUUUAGUUUGAGGGACUCUGUACUCUUAGGAGUCCUGUACAUGUAUGAAAUAUAUUCAGAAUUAACCAGAAGUAAAGUGGAGCUACUUUUAAUAUUAAAACUAAAAAGAAGGAAGAUUUCAGACUUUUUUUUUUUUUUUCCAUCACAAUUUUAAGGAAGUUGUCGAUCUCUAAGAUUAGGUGGUCAUCUUUUUAGGGGUGCACUGAUUGCAGUGUUUUGGCCGAUUGCCAAUCUUUUAAAAGCCUGGCCUGCAGAAUCCAAUUUUGAUUGAUACCAAUUUUUCGUCAGAAAUGUUGCUAGAUAUAGCAAGAAAGCCGCUGAGUUGGAGACGGUGCAUAUAUGUCUGUCUGUCAAACCGAUCUCACUGCAGAGCAGUGACUGAUUUUUAGACCUUUGCCGAGGUUGAUAAAAUUGGUGGAUAAGAUUGGCUUCACACGAAAAUAUCAGACGAUCACCAAGCUCUCAAAAUUAAGGAAAUCUGCACCAAUAAAUCAUAUGGCCGAUAAAUCAGUGCACCCCUACGUAUUUGCGUUGUUUUUUUUUAAGACUUAAAAUCUAAAUAUUGGUUUAAUGAAGGUUUGUCUUAGUAACAUUAACAAAUGUUUGAAUUUCAAUUAUGCUAGUAUUUUAUGAAAAAACUUUAAAUAUACACGGCUGCCACCUACAUUUUUAUCAAACUUUAUUUACCUCCUUCAGAUUAUGCCAAUGAUGUUCACUUUUUAGUCAUUUUCUCACAAAUUUGUUUUUCUUUGUUCUACAGAAACUUUCAGUAUAACAACUUGUGUUUCUACUUCUCUUAAAUUUUACCCUUCUUUACACUCUGCCAUCUAUCAUCUAAUGGAUCAUAUUUAAAGGGAAAACCUUUAAAUAAAAAGCAAAGUAAAUCAAGUGAUUCACUUUGCUCUCCGUGUUCACCAUCAUUUCCAAAACUCUGUAAAUUUGUCAUGUUUCCAUUUCGUUCGUGACCUUGUAUCCUUUAUAUAUCCUCCUUCAUGACUUUGAAUAAAGCAAUAUUCCUCAUAUGUUUAGCCUUCUCCAGAUGAAUGCUUUUUAAAAGUUCUAAUAUGUAUUUUGAAUAUUCCAGAUGCGGGACAUUUUGUGAAUUUUUGAUAUACGUAUAUGAAUGAUUAUUAUUCUUUUCACUGCCAUGACAAAGAUCUGUGAUCUCCUCUGCUCUGCAGUUUGUAUUGAUCAUGACAAAUGAGCCACAUUUUUUUGUUCUCCUUUUUUUUUAAAUAGUCUUAGUUACUUUGUGCUUUAUUGCUCCUACACAGUAUAACAUUUUAUUGCUAUAUUAUUACUGGUGUCGCCAAGUCGACUGCUUAAGAACAAAAUGCAGAUUUCAUAUGGAAACCUAUAGCCUUGAUAGCUUCUACAGAAUUUUUAUGCUAAAAAGAGAAUGUACAGACAAUCUUGUCACAAUCAGAAGCUCUCAAUAGCGCUGAUCUCCAGUGGACAUUUUCCUGAGACGUCAUGGUUUUCCAGGAUUUGCUUUUAGUUUUUUUGUUUGUUUGUUUUGUUUGAGACGUGCAGGUUGAACUAAGUGCGAGUGCAUUGAGUGGUAGAGCCCUGAGGUGAUGCGCCACCACAUGACGGGCCGGGGUCACACAAACACUCCAGACUGCACACGCAUACAAACUAUCAUUUCCUAUGAUUUAUGACAAUCUUAAAGCAUUGUCCUGCUGUUACUUUUUUUUUUCAGAAUUGUAUGAAUUUGUGCUUGCACUUUACAGUGCUUUUAUUUGUGUAAACAUAAGGUCAGGAAGCUCUGAAGCGCAGUAAGGUCAUAGUUUACAGUAUUUCAAUUCACUGUUAACUUCUUUCCAUUGUAAAGGGAGCGCAGAGAAAAUUGAGGAUUGUAUUUAGUUCAGUUUAAGUUCUUCCCCUAACUCACCCUACUGUUCUUUGUCAGGAUUGUGAAAAUUAGUUGCCCAAAAUAAUUGUGUAAACUCAUUGGAGUUGGCAGUCAGGAAAAGGAUUUGAAGGACUUGAUUGUUUACACCCAUUAAAUGUUUCCAUAAAUAAUGCAGUUUAAAAGAACUCUGCUAUUGAUACAGAUGCUGCAUUUUAGGAAGAUAUUAUUGUAUUUGUAUACAAGCUGAAAAUCAGUGAAAUACAUUUAAGCAGAACAAAUUCUCAAAGUUUUGUCCCAGAAGAAAUAUGCUGUUUUUUUAAUUAUUAUUAUUAUUUCAACAGAAUAUAUGAUUAUACAUCCUCAGAUAUUCAAAACUAAACGUUUUUUAUUUCCUUUUUUUUUUUUUUUACAUUACUAUUUAAAAAGAGUAAUGUUUUGGGUUCAAUUUGUUUUUUAUUUAGUUUCCCUUGUUAUAAAUACCUCUGUAGAAAUGUAUCUUUUUUCUUUUUUUUUUUUCAAACAUGAACUCUUUGUGUGAGGAAAAUGUUCAACCUACAAGAGACAAACUUGUAUUUAUGCUAUUGCUGCCUGUCACAGUUUGUUCUGCAGUGAGCCUAAGAUGAAAGACUGGUGUACUCUUACAGAGUGAUAUUGUCUUUCUGAUGGCUUAUUGUAAGUGAAUCACCUGAAAUAUUUUGAGGUUCUUUUUUUUUUCUUCGUCUAGUUUUAUUUCCAGUCUUUUUCUAUAUCAAACAAGUUUUAUUUUAUUACUGCAUUUUGAUGCUAAAGAGUCAUUACAAAAAAAGCUAUUUUGAAUCUGUUCAUGAUGGCUAUUAUGUAACUUGUCAAUGUGACUCUUGGAUGAAAUUAAAGACAAAGUGUUAAUAUGCAA
This is a messenger RNA of Gambusia affinis (western mosquitofish), 6367 nucleotides long. Its product is annotated as lysophosphatidylcholine acyltransferase 1. Gene Ontology annotation, molecular function: calcium ion binding. The record is from RefSeq and is a predicted model, not a curated record. The coding region runs from base 365 to 2002 and encodes 545 amino acids. Lineage: Eukaryota; Metazoa; Chordata; Actinopteri; Cyprinodontiformes; Poeciliidae. The transcript is spliced from 14 exons.